This is a messenger RNA of Ostreobium quekettii, 438 nucleotides long. The record is from the annotation of a GenBank genome assembly. Lineage: Eukaryota; Viridiplantae; Chlorophyta; Ulvophyceae; Bryopsidales; Ostreobiaceae.
AUGGUUAUCCAAUGUCAGAUGAGCCGUAGGGCGCACGUGGGCGAGCUGAAAGUAGUGUUUGCCGUCUCGUGUAGGGUGUUGGUGCUGGCGCUCAUGUUCUCCGUCAGCGUUCUGCUGCAGCUGCUGGGUUGCGCCCUGUUCAACAACUGGUGGCCCAUGCUGACUGCCCUCCUCUACGUGUUUGUGCCUAUGCCUUAUUUGUUCUUUGGCUCAUCUGGUGGAGACUCGCUCUAUGGCGAUGGCGGAAAUGGUUGGUCCGACUGGGGCAAGUUUCUGACGGGGUUUUCUGCAGUGGGCAUGAUCGCGAUUCCUGCUUCACUGCGGCAUGCAGCAAUAAUCAAGACCGGUGCCUUGGUGAUGGAAGUCGCUGGGGCGUUGGUCCUUUUUGCCACGGUGUUCAUCUACGAUUAUUUUAGCAGUCGCAGUGGCUACCUUUAG